Molecule: messenger RNA, 384 nt
Organism: Lentinula edodes (shiitake mushroom)
Lineage: Eukaryota; Fungi; Basidiomycota; Agaricomycetes; Agaricales; Omphalotaceae
Exons: 4
Coding region: 1-384 (127 amino acids)
Source: RefSeq, a predicted model, not a curated record
AUGGUCGCCUCUGCGAAGGAUGAACAGGAUCAAGAAGAUAUAUUAUCGAGAAAAGGUUUUGAUGUUCCGGAUACCAUAUCUGGACGUCACGAGUUGGACUCUGCUCUCGUGCAGAUUUGCAAACAUCGACCUAUCCUCCAGCUCCCCGAUGAACCUACUAUUGGCAAAGCGCUGCGCCUUGCACUGAGCUCACUCGUGCAGUAUCACAAGAACGGCGACUCUGCACGAUUUCCACCACGGUCAUGGUCACUUCUGAAGAGGACGAAGAGGAUACAUUAUGUUUUGAUGUUCGGCAUACCAUAUCUGGACGUCACGAGUUGGAUUCUGCUCUCAUGCAAAUUUGCAAACUUCGGCCCAUCCUCCACCUUCGCAUUGUUGCACUGA